Messenger RNA from Lycium ferocissimum, 1233 nucleotides. RefSeq names its product eukaryotic translation initiation factor 6-2-like. Gene Ontology annotation, biological process: cytosolic ribosome assembly; ribosomal subunit export from nucleus; maturation of LSU-rRNA. Gene Ontology annotation, cellular component: cytosol; preribosome, large subunit precursor; nucleolus. The transcript is spliced from 7 exons. The record is from RefSeq and is a predicted model, not a curated record. Bases 302 to 1048 code for a protein of 248 amino acids. Lineage: Eukaryota; Viridiplantae; Streptophyta; Magnoliopsida; Solanales; Solanaceae. Gene Ontology annotation, molecular function: ribosomal large subunit binding.
GAUUUUACAAGUUGCCUUCUGUUCUUAUUUGGUUCCCAUGUUAUCUCAAGAAAAAGGCCAAAAAUAAGCCCCACAGAUAAAAUAUUUAUACUGCUUGUUUAUGUCUUGGGAGUAAAAGCCAUAAAUUUCAAGUUUUUACUGCCCCCUUCUGUUAAUGUUAGAAGUAUUUACUGAGUUUGAUAGUAAGAAGAGUAUGUGUAAUUAUUUUUUGUUUACCAAGAAUACUAAUUGUUGAAGUUGUCUGAUUGGCUGUUGGCAGAAUCUUCAAAAAUUGUAGGAGCUGUGUCCUUUUUAGCAAGUCAUGGCCACUAGGCUGCAAUUUGAGAAUUCUUGUGAUAUUGGAGUUUAUUCCAAGCUGACUAAUGCAUCCUGCUUAGUUGGUAUUCGGGGUUCUGAAAAAUUCUACAGUACAUUUGAGGAUGAGUUAGGUGUUAUUCGAGGCUUUCCAGUGAUUAAAACAUCCAUUAAUGGAAGCUGGUCAGUUGGAAGACUCUGUGCUGGAAACAAAAACGGGCUUCUCUUGCCUUACACCACUACACCUCAAGAACUUCAGCACUUGAGGAAUAGUCUACCACAUUCUGUUGAGGUACAAUGCAUUGAGGAGGCACAUUCUGCCUUGGGAAACUGCAUAGCAUCCAAUGAUCAUGUUGCUCUUAUACAUCCUGAUCUUGACAAGGACACGGAAGAGAUGAUUGCUGAUGUCCUUGGCGUUGAAGUUUUUAGGCAAACGAUAGCUGGGAAUGUUCUUGUUGGCAGCUAUUGUUCUUUAUCCAACAAAGGGGGCUUGGUUCACCCUGGUACAUCCAUUGAAGAUUUGGGCGAGCUUUCAAUUCUUCUUCAGGUUCCUCUGGUUGCAGGAACUGUGAAUAGGGGUAGUAAUGUGAUCGCUGCUGAAUUGGCCGUUAAUGACUGGACAGCGUUUUGUGGCUCAGACACUACAGCGACAGAGUUGGUUGUUAUUGACAGUGUAUUCGGGUUGAGAGAUGCUCAACCUAGGGCGAUUGGUGUUGAAAUAAAGAAAUCAUUGAUCGACAGUAGUUACAUUUGAGUUCUGUGGUUUAUGUUGCAUGUUCUUUGGAGUUUUUCUAUGGAUUAGAGUUUGAGCUGUUGCUCUUAAUUUUACCUAUGGAUGCACAAAUUUUGGUCCAGUUGUAAAAAAUUAACUACGUUCUCCUAUUUUCAAGUGUUUAUUAAGUACGUUUAGUUACUUAUUGCCUUUUGCUGAAAACAACU